Molecule: messenger RNA, 2094 nt
Organism: Lingula anatina
Lineage: Eukaryota; Metazoa; Brachiopoda; Lingulata; Lingulida; Lingulidae
Product: E3 ubiquitin-protein ligase RNF130
Source: RefSeq, a predicted model, not a curated record
AUUAUAUGAUAAUAUGUGCAUUAUCUGAAAAAUACUAUUUAUAAAAAUCUCAUUUUAUAUUAUUUCCUUUGAUAUCUCCCCAAAAUUUGUCGUAAUAACCAUUUGUCUGGAAACGAGGUUAUUAUUGUCACAUGACAAACACGUCAUAUGAAAACAUAAGAUUGUAGAUUCGUGAAUGAAGCACCACGUGAAGUAGAUGUGGGAAAUUAAGUCGUUGUUGUAACCACAAAAUUGUCUCCAAAGUUACAUUACGCUCGAGUAGGCAAUCGUAGCAGUAUUUAAGCCAUGGAAAGAGGACGAUUUGGAAGAAAACGUGCGCUCGCUGGAUGCCUAAAGACCCUGGCCAUGACAACCUGGCAAGUGUGUGUCCUCACUGGAGGGCGAUCAAGACUCCGUCUCCCGAUCAUCCUCGCUGUUCUGUGCCUGUGUUGUAUCUGCAGUGAGACGGGACCUACGUUGCUUUCAGACGAAAAGAGUACCUACUAUACAGCAUGUGUAAAUAUCACCUACACAGACGCUAGUGGUAGGCAUCACCGACCGCUGCAGGACAUUGGGAAAUACAGCAUGGGCAGCACAAUAGCGCGAGCAUAUGGACAUGUUCACCAUGUUGUGACGAAGGACGGCUCUCACUAUGGAUGCACAAUCCCAGUAAACGUGAUCGACAGAGGUCAGCCUUGGAUCGCACUCGUCAAGCGAGGACAGUGCAGAUUCCAGGACAAGAUUUACAACGCUGCCAAACUCCGGGGGGCCACGGCGGUUGUUGUUUACAAUGACAGAGAAGAGAACCCGCUCGUUGUAAUGGAUCACGAAGUUGAGGACGUCAUCGCCAUAUUCAUCGGCAAAGAAGAAGGAGAUUAUAUAGCAACCAUGUUGGACAACUUUGUUCCUGUUGAGAUGACCAUAACACCGGGCAGCGAGGCAUUGCCAAAAUACUCGGCACUGAGCACAACCGGCGCAUCUAGCACUGUCUCAACUAGCACACUCAUAUUGGGAGUGGUUGUAACGAACUUUCUCUACAUGAUGAUCACAGGCACGACGCUAUGAUGAUUGUUAUUGUAUUAGUCUGAACAGUUAAGUGCAAAUGUUUUUAUGCAAUGCAAUCAUCAAUGCAACCAGCGUAGAUCGUUUGAUUGUUUUGUUUGGUUUUUUUUUUACUGGCGUGUUUAUACAGCAGGCAUCCAUUGGACAAUGUUAUGUAUGUUGUUAUUGUUGUUUUUGUUGUUAAACGUUGUUGUUGAGACUACAACAAGAAAACCUCACUUCGGUCUAUUUCUGCAGAUUUGAUAUAUUCUUUGUAUGGCUUUUUUCUAAUUCUUCGAAAAAUGAUGUUUUAAAAUCACUUCCAAGAUUCAAAGCCUCCAGCUCAGGAGUAGGUGGGUGGUCGUUUAGCCCCUCCCCUGGGCAUGGCCGUAUUAGUAUAACAAAUCUGUGCAAAAUCUAGACCAGGCAUCUGAAUUAACUUUGCGACAGCCAUGCUACCUGUGCCUCCCUUUCAAAGAUAAAGUUUAAUGAAAAGUGUUGUAAUUUUAUAGCUUGAAGAUCAUUGUAUCCAACGUGACGCUGAUUUUUGAUCAACUUGUAAAACAAGUUAGAAAAGAAUGCCAUUUGUAUUCCAUUCGCUUAUACCAUCGAGUUUUUGUCACCUUGCCCAGGUGUAGAAAUUCACUAAAAUAAGUAACAGGAUUUUCCAGUAAUAUUGCCUAUGUUAACGUGGCCAUUAUUCAUCAGUGUACAGAAGUUCAUGGGAUACUCGUUAGUAUGGAAAGUAAACGACACAUGUACUAUAACACUUUGUAAAAUAAUCUUGCAUUGUAUUUAUUACAGUUUUGUAAAUAAUGGUUUAAGCCAAGCUCAUUUAGAAGAAUUGUAAUAACUGUACUUUCAUAAUCAUUUAUUAUUAUUAUUGUUAUUAACAACAUUAUUAUAACCCUUCAAGAGCUGCUAUGUUAUUGUUGAAUUCAAGUGUACCUUGUUGGUGAAUAAGUUAUUUUGUACAUAUAAUUAUAUUUUUCCAUAUAACAAAGGUCGAAAGAUGUCAAAUGUCAAUUGCUUUGCUAAGUUUUGCACUAUGUAUGAAUAAAUUCUGUAAAGAGA